Talaromyces rugulosus is the source of this 1989-nucleotide messenger RNA. RefSeq lists its product as uncharacterized. The record is from RefSeq and is a predicted model, not a curated record. The transcript is spliced from 6 exons. The annotation marks the transcript as partial. Gene Ontology annotation, molecular function: protein binding; metallopeptidase activity; translation initiation factor activity. NCBI's taxonomy places the organism in Eukaryota, Fungi, Ascomycota, Eurotiomycetes, Eurotiales, Trichocomaceae. Gene Ontology annotation, cellular component: cytoplasm; mitochondrial inner membrane; eukaryotic translation initiation factor 3 complex.
GGUCAAAUUAUCGCCAUGUCCACACAAAUCGGAGCCGGUAGUGUCGACGGUGACAGAGUCCCAGCACGCAACGACCCUUGGCUCAACUUCGCUUCGUCUGCUGUACAGAACAAUAUGGCCGAGAAAGAUAUCCCCCUCGCGGCCGUUCAGGUCGAGGCCCUGGUCGUUAUGAAAGUUAUAAAACACAGCUCGCAAAGUUUCCCUACCGUUGCAACCGGUUCUCUCGUCGGUAUGGACGUUGGCAACACCCUGGAGGUCACAAACACAUUCCCGUUCCCCGUCAUCGAAGUGCCUCCUGAGUCCCACGUCGACAACGCGACUCCAAACGCUGCCGCUGCUGCUCCCCGGGCAAAGGCGAACGCUGUAUACCAGGCCGAAAUGAUCCGCAUGCUUCGUGAAGUCAACAUCGAUGCUCAGAAUAUCGGAUGGUACACCAGUGCGAACAUGGGCAACUUCAUCAACUUGAACGUUAUCGAGAACCAGUUUUUCUACCAGAAAGAACUCAACGAGAGAACUGUUGCGCUUGUCCACGACAUCAGCCGCAGCUCUCAGGGAACCCUGAGCCUACGUGCAUUCCGCCUUUCCCCGCAGUUUAUGAAUGCUUUCAAGGAGAACAAAUUCACUUCAGAGCAACUUCAAAAGUCUGGCUUCCGCUACCAAGAUAUCUUUGUUGAGCUGCCUGUCCAGAUCCACAACUCUCACCUCCUCACAUCCUUCCUUCACCAAUUGCCUACUCCCCUCCCGUCCGAGCCGUUGGAGCUCCCGGCAUCUCUGGCGGCACUCAACAACGGCCCAAUCGCCCAGUCGAAUACCCUCACCCCUAACUUUGACAACUUGUCCUUGAGCAUCGAUCCGUUCUUGGAAAAGAACUGCGAUUUGCUUUUGGAUGCCAUCGAAACCCAUCACACAGAGAACAACAACUUCCAAUACUACCAAAGAUCGCUUGCCCGUGAGCAACAAAAGAUUGCCACCUGGCAAGCCAAGCGCAAGGCCGAGAACAUGAGCCGCACGACCCUCAAGCAGCCUUUGUUGCCUGAAGAUGAGUGGCAACGGCUCUUCAAGCUUCCUCAGGAGCCCAGCCGAUUGGAGAGCAUGCUCAACACCAGGCAAGUCGAGCAGUACUCUCACCAAGUCGACGGCUUUGUGUCUUCGACGACCGGCAAAAUAUAUCUGGCUCCCGGAGCAUUCUUCACAACCUACGAAGGGAUCAAAUACACACUCAACACAGGUGCAAAAUUGUCUAGCAACCCCGAGCAAAACCUGCUACCAUUCAGUCACUCCUUUCCAACACCGGUCGUGAACGGUAUUGCCUCGUCUACCGCAGAAUGCGUAUCUUGCUUCAUUCUCACGCCAGCCGAGACCUUGAAGCAGAAUGCGCAAAUGGUGACCAUAGCCAACCACCACGACUCCGAUAAUAUUAAUAAUAACAGUAAUAGCACGCAAAGAAUAACAGCAAAGGGAAGAAAAGCCAAUGCAACAAUGCAUGCUAUAUCCCAGUUCCGUAGCCAUCCCGCGCAACUGUGGCGUGGCUAUGGUGCUCUUGUGGCCAGGAAUCUGCCUUUUACUGCUAUGCAUUUCCCGCUUUUUGAGCAUAUGCGAGAGAGAAUCACAGUUCGGUGGGGAAAGCGGCAAGGAAAUUUAGGAAUGGGAACUAUUUUUGAAAGAGCAGUCAUCACGGCUGUCAGUGCCGGAGUCUCCGGGGGAAUUGCCGCAACGGUUACAACGCCAAUUGACGUGGUCAAGACGAGGGUUAUGCUUGCAGCAGGGAAAGAUAAUGAUUUGCCAAAGACCGCGUCUGGUAAGUCGUCCAGUAGUUUGGCUGUUGGGCGCCAGAUUUACCUCAAGGAAGGCUUAAAAGGUCUCUUCAAGGGCGGGGUGCUAAGGGGAGGCUGGACUGCGUUGGGGAUAGGUCUAUACCUCAGUGUAUACGAGAGCGGGAGAAUGUAUCUUGAGAAAAGGAGGGAGCAUAAUAUAGAAGACACGAGUUGA